Messenger RNA from Drosophila obscura, 522 nucleotides. RefSeq names its product mediator of RNA polymerase II transcription subunit 21 (gene MED21). Gene Ontology annotation, cellular component: mediator complex. The record is from RefSeq and is a predicted model, not a curated record. NCBI's taxonomy places the organism in Eukaryota, Metazoa, Arthropoda, Insecta, Diptera, Drosophilidae. Gene Ontology annotation, molecular function: transcription coregulator activity. The coding region runs from base 82 to 495 and encodes 137 amino acids. The transcript has 2 exons. Gene Ontology annotation, biological process: regulation of transcription by RNA polymerase II.
UCGUUAUCGUCACGGUCACGCUGUUUAUCAUCCCUAUUGUUUACUUUUCUAACAAAAAAAACUUUAAAAACAAAUGCAAGGAUGGCAGACAGGCUGACGCAGCUGCAGGACACCGUAAACCAACAAGCCGAGCAUUAUUGCAACGCUAUAGGUUGCAUUCAGCAGACUUCUUAUCCCAGUAAAUUCGCCAAUUUCGACCGCACCGGAUCUCAAACGCCGAACCCAAGUCAACCGCAGGAGGACUAUGCUCAGCUAUUCGCACAGCUAAUUGCACGAUGCGCCAAAGAUAUUGACACACUGAUUGAGUCCCUGCCAAACGAAGACAGCUCGAUUGAGCUCCAAAACUCGAGUCUCAAGCGGCUAGAAAUGGAAAAUCAAGAGACCGCACUGGAUCUAGAAGAAGUUGUUCAAAAAGGCGAGCUGUUGCUUGAGAAAAUUCAGUCUGCGCUGGAAAACAUCGCUCAAGCCCAGUUGGAUAUGCAAAUAACAGUUUAACUAAUUCAAAUAAAAGCACAACAGAUA